AUGAACCUUGGCUCUGCUAAGGUUGCGCCACAGGAGGAGGAGGAGGAGGAGGAGGAGGAGGAGGAGGAGCGCCCGCGGGGGGCGGGGAAACAGCCGGGCUCAGCAUCCGAGUGGCGGGGGCCGGAGGCGGGGCCUGAGGCGGCCUCGGAGAGGGGCUCGCAGCUGCCUGGCGAGCCCGGGUCUCCGCCGCCGACGCAGCUCUCGGCGUCCGGUCAGGGGCCGGAACCCGAGCUCAGCUGGGCGUCAGGGCAGCGCGCAGAGCCGGCACCCGAGUGGCAGCAGCCGGCGCGGUCUCCAUCCGACAACCAGGUGUCCACGAAGCCCCGCUGCCACACCAACUGUCUGGAGGCGCCCCUGUCCCGAGCCUUCGGGAGGCUGGGAUGGGCGGUGGGCUCGCACCCCUGGGUCUUCCUGCUGCUGCCCAUGGUUUUGACUGCUCUCCUCGGCUGUGGCUUGAUUUACCUGCCCAAGGAUGCAGAAGAAGAUAUCGAGGAGCAGUACACUCCCAUAGGGAGCCCGGCCAAAGCUGAGCGACGCUUUGUGCAGGGCCAUUUCACCGCCAACGACUCUUACUACUUCUCCUUCUCCAGGAAGAGCACAGAGGUCAAUUAUGCUUUUGUUCUGGUGGUCUCCAACUCCGCCUCGCUGCUGCAACGAGAAAGCUUGCUCGAAAUUGAGAAAGUGGACGAGGCAGUGCGGGCUUUGUCCGUGAUGGGGGAAAACGGAACCCAGAUCCAGUACAAUGAGGUGUGCUCCAGGCACCAGGGCUACUGCGCCCCCUCCAACCCACUCUUGUUAGCCUGGAGAACAAACAGGAACUUCAACCUGCGCAACAUCACUUACCCCAUCUUCAGCCUAGCAGGUCGUAUCACCUACCUGGCCGGCGUCCUGGGAGGAACCGUCUUAGGCGAGAGUUUGGGCCCGAGCCAUUUACUCCUAGAGGCCAAAGCCAUGCGACUGGGGUACUUCUUGAAGACGGGAGAAGAGGACAACCAGCGGAGCAAAACCUGGCUGAUGCAUUUCCUGAACCAAGUGAAGGACCUGGAAAAGAGUCUGGCUUUGGAGACUAUCCAGGUGGUCUACUUUACAUCACUUUCUAGACAACUGGAAUUUGAGGCAACUUCUAAGACAGUGAUCCCCUUGUUUCACUUGGCAUACCUUCUAAUCAUAAUAUUUGCAGUCAUAUCAUGCUACAGGUUUGACUGUGUACGAAACAAAAUGUGGGUUGCAGCCUUUGGAGUGAUUUCUGCUGCCUUGGCAGUGGUGAGCGUCUUUGGCCUGAUGUUGUACAUUGGGGUGCCUUUUGUGACCAUAGUUGCAAAUUCACCCUUUCUUAUUCUAGGUGUUGGGGUUGAUGACAUGUUUAUCAUGCUUGCUGCCUGGCAGAAGACCAACAUCGUGGAUAACUUAAAAGAGCGGAUGUCUGAUGUCUAUUCCAAAGUGGCAGUGUCUAUUACCAUCACCACCAUCACCAAUGUCCUGGCUUUCUAUACAGGAAUUAUGACCUCUUUCAGGUCCUUACAGUACUUCUGCAUCUAUACAGGAACAACACUGCUCUUUUGUUAUCUUUAUAACAUCACCUGCUUUGGAGCAUUUAUGGCCUUGGAUGGUAAAAGAGAAGCGAUCUGUCUACGCUGGUUGAAGAAGCCAGAAACUCCCGACCAAAAAUGUUUGUCAUUAAAAAAAUCCUGCUGUAACCCAUGCAAUUCUCUCCCAGAGGAACAAGCAGAUGAUAUCCAUCCAAUGAAUUUGUUCUUUAGAGACUAUUUUGGUCCUUUUCUCACAAGACCAGAGGCCAAGUUUUUUGUAGUGCUUCUGUACACGCUGUACCUCAUACUUAGUAUAUAUGGGUGUUUCCAAGUGCAGGAAGGUUUAGAUCUUCGAAAUUUGGCAAGUGAUGACUCCUAUAUCACCCCAUAUUUUAAUGUCGAAGAAGAGUAUUUUUCAAUUUAUGGUCCCAGGGUCAUGGUCAUCGUUACUGAAGCUCUUGACUACUGGGAUGAAGCUGCUAGGCAAAAACUCGAAAAAUGUCUGCAAGAUUUCGAAAACAACGUCUAUGCGGAUAAAAAUCUUACAGAGUUUUGGUUACGAGAAUAUGUGCAAUUUAUGGAAAACCACCAACAAAAUGUAAAUGACAGGGAUACUUUUGUCCAACAUAUUCCCAACUUUAUAACAGACUUUCCACUUUUUGGAUAUGAUAUUAAUAUUUCAUCAUCACAUGAAAUCAUUUGUUCGCGGGCCUUCAUUCAGACCAUGGGCAUUUCUUCUUCAACCGAUAAAAAGAUGAUGUUACUUGAGUUCCGAGACUUGGCUAAAAGGUGUGAAAUUCCCCUAAUGGUGUAUAACCACGCAUUCAUCUAUUUUGAUCAGUAUUUUUCAAUAUUAGAGAACACGGUUCGAAAUGUAAUUGUUGCAUCAACAGCUAUGUUCAUUGUUUCCUUAUUGUUAAUUCCUCACCCGCUGUGUUCCUUGUGGGUGACUCUUGCUAUUGCUUCUGUGAUUGUGGGCGUAACAGGUUUCAUGGCAUUCUGGAAUGUCAAUCUUGAUUCUGUAUCCAUGAUUAAUCUUGUCAUUUGCAUAGGGUUUUCUUUUGAUUUUUCUGCGCACAUUUCCUAUGCCUUUGUUUCCAGUUCAAAUCCCUCGGUAAACCAAAAAACCAUUGAGGCGUUGUAUCUGCUAGGCUACCCCAUGCUACAGAGUGCCAUUUCAACAAUAAUAGGGGUGUCUGUGUUAUCUGCAGCUAAAGCAUACAUCUUCAGAACAUUUUUUAAGAUUAUGUUUCUUGUUAUGGUAUUUGGAGCUGCACAUGGCCUCAUUUUUAUUCCAGUAUUCUUAACCUUUUUUUGAGUUUGAAUAGCUACAAACGAAUCCAAGACCAAUUACAGAAGUCCUGAUUGCCCAACCCAACCUGAUAAAAAUGCACUAUGAAGAACAGUCAGUAAACUAAAAACAAAGGCCUGUUUGUUUGGCUUGUCAGUCGCAUUUCACAAUGUUAUUUAAAAUAUCCCGAGAGAAAUUAGUCUCACAUUAAAAUGUCUUUACUAAAUGGG
Messenger RNA from Phacochoerus africanus (Common warthog), 3050 nucleotides. RefSeq names its product patched domain-containing protein 3-like. Lineage: Eukaryota; Metazoa; Chordata; Mammalia; Artiodactyla; Suidae. The transcript is spliced from 4 exons. The record is from RefSeq and is a predicted model, not a curated record. Bases 1 to 2847 code for a protein of 948 amino acids. Gene Ontology annotation, cellular component: membrane.